GAAGACAGCGGCGCCUACCGAUGGGAGCAGCGGUUCUCGGCUGGACCGGGUUGGUGGCCUGAAUGUAUUAGCUUUGCUCCGUCUGCCCAAGAGAAAUAAGAAUGUCUAAGCCCCUGGAGGCCGAGAAGCAAAGUCUGGACUCCCCGUCAGAGCACACAGACACUGAAAGAAAUGGACCCGACAUUAACCAUCAGAACCCCCAGAACAAAGCAUCCCCAUUCUCUGUGUCCCCAACUGGCCCCAGCACCAAGGUGGGCAUUCUCUCUGGCCUCCACUUAACAUUCUGGGGUCCCGGACCCUGCCUCUCUCCUCCCCAGAUCAAGGCUGAAGACCCCAGUGGUGAUUCAGCCCCAGCAGCACCCCCGCCCCCCCAGCCGGCUCAGCCUCAUCUGCCCCAGGCCCAACUCAUGUUGACGGGCAGCCAGCUAGCUGGGCUCUCAGCGCUGAUACCUGCCCAGCAGCAGCUCCUCCUUCAGCAAGCUCAGGCCCAGCUGCUGGCCGCCGCGGUCCAGCAGUCCAACGCCGCCGCCGCCAACGCUGCUGCCGCUGCCGCUGCCGCCUCCACCUCCUCCUCCACCUCUUCUGCCUCCUCCUCCACCUCGCAGACCCCAGCCUCCUCUGGGGGAGGCGACCUGCCGCCAUCACAGCCUACCAGCCAGCCCCCAGGGACCCCACAGCUCACCUUGUCCCAACCCAUCCAGCUCACAGCACAGGACAUACAGCAACUCCUCCAGCUCCAACAGCUGGUGCUUGUCCCCGGCCACCACCUCCAGCCACCUGCUCAGUUCCUGCUGCCACAGGCGCAGCAGAGUCAGCCAGGGCUGCUACCAACGCCAAAUCUAUUCCAGCUACCUCAGCAAACCCAGGGAGCUCUCCUGACCUCCCAGCCCCGGGCUGGGCUUCCUACACAGCUCCAUCCGGGUCCUCGAUCCUGCAUCCCAUCCACCUGCCCACCUUACCAGGCUAUGACUCGCCCCACGCUGCCCGACCCGCACCUCUCACACCCGCAGCCCUCGAAAUGCUUGGAGCCACCAUCCCACCCGGAGGAGCCCAGUGAUCUGGAGGAGCUGGAACAGUUCGCUCGCACCUUCAAGCAACGCCGCAUCAAGCUGGGCUUCACACAGGGUGAUGUGGGCCUGGCCAUGGGCAAGCUCUAUGGCAACGACUUCAGCCAAACGACCAUUUCCCGCUUCGAGGCCCUUAACCUAAGCUUCAAGAACAUGUGUAAACUCAAGCCCCUCCUGGAGAAGUGGCUCAACGACGCAGAGACUAUGUCUGUGGAUUCAAGCCUACCCAGCCCAAACCAGCUGAGCAGCCCCAGCCUGGGUUUCGACGGGCUGCCGGGGCGGAGACGCAAGAAGAGGACCAGCAUCGAGACGAAUGUCCGCUUCGCCUUAGAGAAGAGUUUCCUAGCGAACCAGAAGCCUACCUCAGAGGAGAUCCUGCUGAUCGCAGAGCAGCUGCACAUGGAAAAGGAAGUGAUCCGCGUCUGGUUCUGCAACCGGCGCCAGAAGGAGAAACGCAUCAACCCUUGCAGUGCGGCCCCCAUGCUGCCCAGCCCGGGAAAGCCGACCAGUUACAGCCCGCACCUGGUCACACCCCAAGGGGGCGCAGGGACCUUACCAUUGUCCCAAGCUUCUAGCAGUCUGAGCACAACAGUUACUACCUUAUCCUCAGCUGUGGGGACACUCCAUCCCAGCCGGACAGCAGGAGGGGGUGGGGGCGGGGGCGGAGCCACGCCCCCCCUCAAUUCCAUCCCCUCUGUCACUCCCCCACCCCCGGCCACCACCAACAGCACAAACCCGAGCCCUCAAGGCAGCCACUCGGCUAUCGGCUUGACGGGCCUGAACCCCAGCGCAGGAAGCACAAUGGUGGGGUUGAGCUCUGGGCUGAGCCCAGCCCUCAUGAGCAACAACCCUUUGGCCACUAUCCAAGGUGCGUGCUGCCUCAUGUCACCCCAUUGCCACCAGCCCUGCCCUCUCCUGGGCCUCGAGGCCCCCUCCCCAUUGCUGCCCCAGCCAUGCCAUCCUGCCCUCCCGCUCACUGCAUUGCUUGCCUGUUCAUCACCAUCUGUCUUCGGGGAAGGUGUGAGGGUGCUGCUUCUUGGGAGUCAGUGGGACAGACGGGAGAUGGGCUGUUCAGGCAGGGUCCACAGAGGCCAAGGUCUCCCUGGCCUGAUGUACCUCCAGCUCAGCCUCUCUUUCUCCUCACCAGCCCUGGCCUCUGGUGGAACCCUGCCCCUUACCAGCCUUGAUAGCAGCGGGAACCUGGUGCUGGGGGCAGCCGGUGCGGCCCCAGGGAGCCCCAGCCUAGUAACCUCGCCUCUCUUCUUGAACCACACCGGGCUGCCCCUGCUCAGUGCCCCACCAGGCGUGGGUCUGGUCUCAGCAGCGGCUGCAGCUGUGGCAGCGACCAUCUCCAGCAAGUCUCCUGGCCUCUCCUCCUCGUCUUCAUCCUCCUCCUCCUCCUCCACUUGCAGUGAAGUGGCAGCGCAGACCUCUGGAGGCCCGGGGGGACCCGAGGCAGGGUCCAAGGCCGAGUGAGAGCCCACCAUGCCUCCCCUCCUACUCCUCUGAGUCCCCUGACCUUGGUCCCCUGCCCAAGAGAGGGUGAGGAGGCUGGUGGGGGAUACAGUGGAUCCUCGGAGCAGGAGUGACGAAGGAGGAAAAGACCAAAAAUCCAACCAAAAACAAAAACAAACAAACAAACAAAAAGAAACCAACCAACAAAAAAGAAAACCAAAAAUGUUCACAACAGAAACCAGCUGCCCUAAAGGAACCAGAGAAGAAAAACAAAGAAACGAACAAAAAACACCUCCAAACUAACCAAACACCCCUACCCCCAAACCAAACAAACCAAAAACCAGUCUUGAGCCAGAUCUUGGAGUGCUCACUGCUAUGACACCAAAUAAGAACCCUCAGCCAGGAGCGGAGCGGCCUCCAGCAGGCCGGACCUCAUGCCGCAGAGCCCUGGCUGUGGGACCAACUCCUAACCUUACCCCACUGGGGGUGGGCAGAGAAGGAACCAGAGAAUGUGCCAGCGUGCUGGCCCAGCCCCAGCCCUGGGCCAAUAGAGACAGGCACUGCCUGGGGCAGGAGCCCAGGGCCCAGAGCCACCUACCAAAUGGUCUUUUCCAGAAGGUAAAAGAGAAAGGACCCGAACAACCUUACACCAAAUACUCAGUAGCUUCAUCCAAAGGAUGUACAGAGUUUUUAGUGUUGCGCUCAACAGAAUGUGUGUCUCUUCUACGUGUUCCCUCUCCCCAGCUCCCCGGCUCUCCCCAACAGGGCAGGGGUCUUGCUUUAAACUCCCCUCCCAACACCCCCAGCCUGGGGAGAGUUCAGAGGAAGGCCUAGGAAUGGACAUUUUUGUCCUCUGCUCCUUCCUUUCUCCCGUUGAAGGGUGGGCUAGGCCAUUUUUUUUUGCCGAGUUCCAGCUCUCAAAAGCCCCCUCCUCAGCCCCUGUCACCUUUCUGCUCUGGAGUCUGCCUCCUCCCCAGCCUGUGGGAAGGUUGUGGGCUCGAGCAAAGGGGGAUGAGGUGAGGGCACCCAAGUUGUCUUUCUUCCCAUCCUGUCUGUCAGUUUCCCUGAAAAAAAAAAAAAAUCAUAUUCCAGUGCCUAUCCGUGGGAUCUUCACGUUCUUUCACAUUAACCAGAAACCAAAAAGAUUAACUCUCCUUGUUCCGCCCACCCUAUGCCCCUUACGACACUGGCAGAUACCUCUCCCUUCCCCUCCCCUCCCCACCCUCCAAUGCACACUCGCACACGCCCCAGUGGACUCCUCCGGAUGGCAUCUCCAUCAGGGACCGCGUGGUGGUGACAUCACCAUGACCUGUGGUUCCCCAUGCAAGCGGCCACCACUCCCACGAGACCUCCACGAGUCUUGGCUGGACCCUAUAUUUGCCUAGCUCUGGACGCAUCUCAGCCGUGGACAGAGGAGCCGCUGCCGGGAGCCGCCAUGCUCUCCUUCCAUCAUGGAGGCCAACAAAGUUUUGAACCAAAAAAAACCAAAACAAACAAACAAACAAAAACACACAAAAACCCAACAAAAACAGAAAACCAAACAAACAAUAAAAUUAAAACUAGAAAAAAGAAUUUAUAGAUAUAUAUAUAGAUAUAUAUAUAUAUAUGGGAAAGAAGAUGAGGACUCUUCAAGACGAGAAUGAGCCCUGCAGAGUGAUCCAGGCCUUUGGUUGCCUAGGCGGAUGGAAUGAUGGACGCUUCUUUCUCUUCACAAAUACCUCAUGGACGUCGUCGUCGUCUUCAGAAAGCUGGAGUGGGGUGCG
Messenger RNA from Rattus rattus (black rat), 4285 nucleotides. It is a transcript of the gene Pou2f2, whose product is annotated as POU class 2 homeobox 2. The record is from RefSeq and is a predicted model, not a curated record. Bases 102 to 2543 code for a protein of 813 amino acids. The transcript is spliced from 16 exons. Gene Ontology annotation, molecular function: DNA-binding transcription factor activity, RNA polymerase II-specific; RNA polymerase II cis-regulatory region sequence-specific DNA binding. Gene Ontology annotation, cellular component: nucleus. Lineage: Eukaryota; Metazoa; Chordata; Mammalia; Rodentia; Muridae. Gene Ontology annotation, biological process: regulation of transcription by RNA polymerase II.